AUGACGUCUCUUCAACGUUUGUCGUUCGUUCCAUCUGUGAAUAACAUGUCUCACCAAAGACUUCACGACAGUGACGAAAAUUCUUCAGACGAUGACGAAAAUUCACCCUUAACCCAAGACUUAUAUGGUGGAAGUCAAAGGACUUUGGCAGAUACUAAAGCAUGGGACGUUUUUCGAGAUCUGCCUCCACGUAGUGACAGUGGAUCUAUGGCUAAUCAAGCAUGUCUCGAAUUUACUAUACGUGUGUUGAAAAUUCUAGCAUAUUUGACUACAUUCAUCGUCGUUCUAUGUUGUGGCGUUAUUUCCAAAAUUAGUAUGUUCUUCAUGACAUCUCAAAUCAGGGCCGAUCGUGUUGUCACAUUCUGCAAUAAGGACUUAAGUCGUGAUAAAUUUUACGUUGUCAACCUUCCAACGGAAGAACGUGUAGCGUGGAUAUGGUGUUUGCUAUUAGCAUUUAUCGUUCCAGAAAUUGGAACUUUAAUACGAUCAUUGAGAAUUUGUUUCUUUAAGUCGUGUAAAAGACCUCCUUUAUUCGAUUUUGUUUUUGUGCUUAUUAUGGAAACACUUCACGUUUUUGGCUUAGUUUUGUUUGUGUAUGUCGUACUUCCAAAUUUAGACGUCGUCAAAGGUGCUAUGCUUACCAAUUGUCUUUGUUUCGUACCAGCUUUACUCAAUUUAUUAUCAAGAACAACAAAGGGUUGUAAAACGAACUCGGAAAAGUCUGAAGUAUACGCCAAAGUCUUAAUGGAUGUAAUUGCUGUAGGAUCACAAGCCACUGGUUUCUUUUUAUGGCCUUUGUUACACCCGGAAAAGCAGAUGAAUAACCUUGCAAUCCCAAUUUCAGUAUUUUGUAUUUCUUGUGGUUACUGGGAAAAUUAUACAACCAAAAAUACAUUAUUCGGAUUUAUGAAGUUUGCUUAUCAUAUAAAAGACCGAAUGAGAAGAACACGUUAUUUCAUAUAUAUGCUUAUGUCUGUCUGGAAAAUGUUAUGUUUCUUUUGUUUCAUGUUAGUAGUUAUGUUCUUUAAGGGUGAAAAUGUUACUCAAAUUUUUUCAUUAGUCAACGCUGGAUUUUCACAACACAAGAUACAAGUUCUUGAGGUAAAUCAAGUAACACGAAGUGGAACAAUUUUACCAGACCUUGCUGAUAUAGUUACAACCGGAGAUUCAGUUGAAAUUGAUGCAGAAUAUGUAACUGCCCUACACGUACUUCUUUUACAAAUUAUUUCAGCAUAUCUUUGUUAUAUAUUCGGAAAAUUUGCUUGCAAAAUUAUGAUUCAAGGAUUCAGUUAUGCAUUUCCAGUAAAUCUAACAGUACCAGUCACCAUGUCUGUAUUGAUCAUCGCGUGUGGUUUACGUCACGAUGAUCCUUGUUUUUUCCAUAACUCUAUUCCAGAUUAUUUAUUUUUCGAUUCACCCGAUGUCAAUUUCUUAAAUAAUUUUAUCACUAAGGAACACGUAUGGGUAUGGCUAUUGUGGCUUCUAUCCCAAACUUGGGUAACGUUACAUAUUUGGACACCCAAGUGUGAACGUCUAGCGACCACUGAAAAGCUUUUCGCUAGACCAAUGUACGAUUCUUUAUUGAUAGAUCAAUCGUUAGGAAUGAACAGGAAAUUAAACGACGAAAAAGACGUAAAAACUGAAGACUUGGCUGAUCGAGAUAAAGAACCAGACGAAUAUUAUGAAACAAUAUCUGUGCAUACGGAUGUAAGCAGUACAGCCCCUAAGACUGUGAAAAAAUCUGACAGCAUUACUAGGAUUUACGCUUGUGCAACUAUGUGGCACGAAACGCACGAAGAAAUGAUGGAGAUGUUAAAGUCAAUCCUCCGAAUGGAUGAAGAUCAGUGUGCCCGUCGAGUGGCUCAGAAAUAUUUGCGAGUAGUGGAUCCAGACUAUUAUGAAUUUGAAACUCACAUAUUCAUGGAUGAUGGAUUCGAAAUCAGUGAUGAAAACGAUGAUUGGAGUCAGGUGAAUAGAUUCGUAAAGCUUUUAGUGAGUACAAUUGAUGAAGCAGCAACUCACGUACACGAAACAAAUAUACGUAUCAAACCACCAACUAAGUAUCCAGCUCCAUAUGGUGGCCGUUUAGUAUGGACAUUACCUGGAAAAACUAAACUCACCGUACACAUCAAAGACAAAUCCAAAAUCCGACACAGAAAACGUUGGAGUCAGGUUAUGUACAUGUACUACUUACUUGGCCAUCGAUUAAUGGAACUGCCGAUUUCCGUUGAACGGAAAGAAGUCAUUGCUGAAAACACGUUUUUAUUGACACUCGAUGGUGAUAUCGAUUUUCAACCACAUGCGGUCAGGUUAUUGAUAGAUUUAAUGAAAAAGAAUAAAAAUUUGGGAGCUGCUUGUGGGAGAAUCCAUCCAAUUGGAGGAGGUCCAUUGGCGUGGUAUCAAGUUUUUGAAUAUGCGAUUGGUCAUUGGCUCCAAAAGGCUACUGAGCACAUGAUCGGUUGCGUUCUUUGUAGUCCAGGAUGUUUCUCACUGUUUAGAGGCAAAGCUCUUAUGGACGAUAACGUAAUGAAAAGAUAUACGUUAAAAUCUGAUGAAGCUAGACAUUACGUACAAUAUGAUCAAGGCGAAGACAGAUGGCUGUGUACAUUGUUAUUACAAAGAGGAUAUCGAGUAGAAUAUUCAGCUGCUAGUGACGCGUAUACUCAUUGCCCAGAAAGCUUCAAUGAGUUUUAUAAUCAGCGAAGAAGAUGGGUGCCGUCGACAAUGGCGAACAUCAUGGACUUGCUUAUGGAUUACAAAAAAACAAUUAAAAUAAACGAUAACAUUUCAAUGCCUUACAUCAGCUAUCAUAUCAUGUUGAUGGGAGGUACCAUUUUAGGGCCAGGAACUAUAUUCCUCAUGUUGGUGGGAGCCUUUGUGGCUGUAUUUCAUAUUGACAAUUGGACUAGUUUCUAUUACAAUAUUAUACCGAUAGUAUUGUUUGUUUUUGUAUGCUUCACAUGUAAAUCAAAUAUACAGUUAUUAUUGGCACAAAUUUUAUCAGCUCUGUACGCAUUAGUAAUGAUGGCCGUUAUUGUCGGUACGGCUCUACAGCUGGGCGAGGACGGUAUCGGAUCGCCAUCUGCAAUAUUUUUAAUUGCCAUGAUGAGUUCGUUUAUAAUAGCAGCACUUCUCCAUCCGCAAGAGUUUUCUUGUAUUAUAUAUUUUGGUAUAUAUUGGCUAUCCAUUCCAUCUAUGUAUUUGCUUUUAAUAUUAUACUCCAUUAUCAAUCUCAACAUUGUAACAUGGGGUACGAGAGAGGUUCAAGUAAAAAGAACUAAAAAAGAAAUGGAAGCAGAAAAAAAAGCCGCUGAAGAAUCGGAAAAAAAAAAUAAACAAAAGUCAAUGCUUGGAUUUUUGCAAAAUUGGGACCCUAAUGAGGACAAUGAAGAGGGCUCGUUUGAAUUGUCGUUCGCUGGACUUUUUAAAUGUAUGUUUUGCACUUAUCAGAAACCCGUAAACGAAGGUCAACAGUUAGUUAGGAUAGCCGAUUCAUUAGAAGGUUUAGGUAAACGGAUAGAUCAUAUCGAAAAGGUUGUGAUCGAUCCAACAUCGGUGAACCGUAAGAGAAACGCUUCAACAAGUAGCGCUCCACAUCAAAUUGUUCUAGAUCCGGUCCAAGAAGAAACUUCCCAAAACGAACACUCGGAUACAGAGACUGACGAAGAAUCUUUAGAACCCAAAGUAGAACGUAACGACGAUAUCAAUCCUUUUUGGAUUGAAGACAAAUCUCUGCGAAAGGGUCCGGUGGCGUUUUUAUCCACAGCUGAGCAACAGUUUUGGCGGGAUCUGAUCGAUAAAUAUUUAUAUCCGAUCGAUGAAGAUAAAAAUGAAAAGGCUCGAAUUGCAGCAGACUUGAUCGAAUUGAGAAACAAAUCUGUUUUCUCAUUUUUCAUGAUCAAUGCUCUGUUCGUACUCAUCGUUUUUUUGCUUCAAUUGAACAAAGAUAAACUUCAUUUAGACUGGCCAAUAGGCGUCAAGACAAAUAUUACAACUAUUGCAGAGACGUCUGAAAUCAUUAUUAGUAAAGAGUACUUGCACUUAGAACCCAUUGGUUUGGUGUUCGUGUUCUUCUUCGCAUUUAUCAUUAUAGUUCAGUUUACCGCCAUGUUGUUCCAUCGCUUCGGUACUCUGUCUCACAUACUUGCCUCAACGGAUUUAAACUUGUGUUGCAACAAAAAGACUGAAGAUUUGACCCACGACGGUCUACUAGACAAACAAGCAGUCGUCAUCGUCAAGCACCUCCAACGUUUGAGGGGUAUCAAUGGUGAUUACGAUAAUGAGUCAGGAUCCAGUGGUGAUAAUGCCGUGGGCCGGCGUCGAACAAUUUACAACCUAGAAAAACAACGACAAAAGACCCGAACAAUUGGCACACUGGAUGUAGCUUUCCGCAAAAGAUUCUUGCAGAUGAAAAUGGGAGAGGAUGAAGAUGAACCACAAGGUGGCACACCGGUGUUGGGCCGGAAACUCACGAUGGGUAAAGAAGUUCGGCAGGCGCUUGAGGUGAGAAGACGGUCCAUGCAGGCGGAGAGGCGUAAGUCUCAGAUGCAAACGUUAGGCGCAAGCAACGCGUUCAACCAGACGCAGCGGCAAUCGAACGCAGGAAUUAGCGUCAAGGACAUAUUCAAGGGUAGCCAAAAUCUGGCAUACGAGCGCGACGACGGUGACGGAGAUGACCGGCUGCCCAUGCACGCCAUCAACUGAAUCGUAACGCGAUCCUAAGUGACAGCGGAUAAAAGGGGGAAUGAGCCAGACAGACGGAGGUAAAAAACGAUUCCCCACGGAGCGUUUCUAGUCAAAAAAACAAAUCACAACACGAAGCGUGAUAAUCGUAUAUCGUCUAUAAAAAAUAUAGUAAUAUUAUUUGUAUUUUUUUUAUCCGUCACUUUUUCCUCUUGUUUUUUGAGCUAUUCGAGCCGGUGCAUCACAGUUGAAAGCCUAAGUUGAAAACGAAUUUCGACUCCAAACUGCCUAUAUCUAGCUAUUUUUAUAUGUUGGCCCUUACGCGGCCUGGACGAGUUUCUAAAAAUAACUCGUCAAUGUGAUAUAUAUACUUGAAUUACUUAAUUUUUUUAAUUAUAUAAAUGCGUUUUUUGUAUACUUUACCAUGACAUAAAAUUUACCUAUGUUGUACACAAUAAACUAUUGCUCAUUUUAAACUACA
Messenger RNA from Melanaphis sacchari, 5164 nucleotides. It is a transcript of the gene kkv, whose product is annotated as chitin synthase chs-2. The record is from RefSeq and is a predicted model, not a curated record. Gene Ontology annotation, molecular function: chitin synthase activity. Bases 1 to 4704 code for a protein of 1567 amino acids. The transcript is spliced from 19 exons. Gene Ontology annotation, cellular component: cell septum; cell periphery. NCBI's taxonomy places the organism in Eukaryota, Metazoa, Arthropoda, Insecta, Hemiptera, Aphididae.